CAUAAAAAGUGAAAUAGAAACAAAUAGAAAACAGGGUUGUGUAGUAAAAAUGAAUGACCAUGAAAAUGGUGUGAGGAGCAAAAGAUAUGAAGUCAGUGAGAGAGAGAGGGUGACAGAGAGAUAUAUAAACAGAUGCAGAUAAUGUGUGGGGGCGAGCUAGAGAGGGUAAGAAAAUCAAAUAGAGAAUGUGUGAAAGAGAGUGAGAGAGAUAGUUGUAAUUUGACGUGGAUUAGACGACUUUUUAAAGUUAGUUGGAUACAUUGCCUCUAAGUUUUCUACUUCUGCGCUUAUCAUGUCGUUUUACUGUUCACAAACACCAUUAUAACGAAAGUCUAAUCUAUCUUUCUCUCGUUGUCUCCAAACACACACACACACACAAGUUUUAAGUAAACACAUAGAAGGAUAAAAAAAAAAAAAGAAUCGCAACGCUGUGUCAAUUGUACACGAACAUGAAAUCGCAACAUCUACUUAAAAUACACUCUUUACAUCGGGACAAAUGUGUUCGCAGAUGUACAAAAUAAAUAACGUUCGUUUGUGAGUUACUCACACCCUGACUCGUCUUACACACACGCACACGCACACAUAGACACACACACGCGCGCGUGCGCGCUCAUACCACUUGUAUAACAAUUAUUUUGUUGUUUAUACUUGUACACAAUAAUAUACAUACUCGAAUAUUCGCAAAUAUUCACAAAGCACGCAGGCACGCUUUUACACACUCACAUUAGAUUUAGAAACUUUUUUUUUCCAAAUCAGAAAACUUCAGUUUCAAAAUAUAAAUUAAAACCUUCAACGACGUCGACUACAACACACAUAACACAAUUAAGAGACUAAGGCUCAGAUCAAUCAGGUCUGACCUGGGGCUAAACAAUUUAUAAUAGUCAUUGUAAACAAAAAAAAAAUAACAUCGACAACAAAUUGAUAGAUACAUAUAUAUUAGUCAAACUAAAACGUCAACAAAAUUGAGAAGUUGAACAACGACGAAACAGGAUCGGAAUAACGGAGUAUAUUAAAUGCGCUUGAGGACUCUAAUGUUUUACCGUAUCGAGAGAAGCACAAAUUCCAAUAAUGAUGGAUGCCAAAGAAGCAGCAAUAUCUGUAAAAGAUUACUAUGCAGCACUUAAAAAUGCCUUGAAACCUUAUAAAUUCGAUCGGCAACCACCAACGCCACAACUUUUGAUAAAAGCCCAAAUAACAGCCAAUGAUCUUCGCUCUGUUUUACCUCGUGACCGGAAGGGCAAAGCACUGCCUUAUCCAAGAUAUCGACCAAAAGAAGAAAUCUACAAGAAAAAUGAUUUCGGAAAGACGGAUUCCCACGCCAAAAAUGCACCAAAGAACUUGUUGACAACUGAACUUGAAGAACUUGUCCAAUAUUUAAUUUCGCCAUUUGCUAAUGAUGAAGUUGCCAAAGUUCGAGUUAUUUUCCGUUGGAUUACCGAACAAGAUUUGGAGUCGUAUCAGAUUCAAGGCAAUACACCGACUAAUAGUCCGGCCCGUUACUUAAAUGAGCUGAAAGAAAGUAAAGGUCGCUACGAUAUAUUCUUCAACGACAUGUGUCGGCUUGCUGAUAUAUCCUCAGUUUCAAUACAAGGCCAUUCAAAAGGAGUUGGAUUUAAUGUUGGUGACCCUCUUACCCCAAGCACGAGAAACAUCUGGAAUGCAGUCCUUAUAAAAGACACAUGGUACCUGAUAGAUGUUCAUUGGGCAUCGCGCAAGAUAUCUGGAGUGGAAGCUGAAGAAUGGCAAUUGGUUGAAUGUCAGCAAGCCAACAGCAGCGAUAUAGACGACUCCAUUGUUCAAAAUAUUUAUGAGUUUGAUGAGUUUUAUUUCUUGACUGAUCCAGAAAAAUUUAUAUAUAGUCACUUUCCGGACGAAGAAAUUUGGCAGCUACUAGCACGACCUUUAACGAAAAAUGAAUUUCAGAAAGCUCUUUAUCUAAAGCCUCAUUUCUUUGAGUUCGGUCUCACUGUCAAAAGCCACGUUUGGUGCAGUCUUCAAUCAGUAGAUGGUCUUGUUAACAUUGAACUUGGUGUUACACGUACUGACUUGUCAUUCUCUUUUGAACUCUACAGAUCAAACAAAAUUGGCAACCCCGACGACAAAAAAGAACUUGCAAAAUACAUGUUACUCGAAAGAGACAUUGAAAAUAAAAAAUUGUGUAUCGAAGUAAGAUUUCCUAUUAUUGGAAAGUUCAAAGCUGAAAUCUUUGGACGAGAUUCUAGGAGCAAAUUGGAAUGGCUGUGUUCAUACGUGCUCUAUUGCAACUCUCCUCUGUCGGAUUGUUCUCCUCUGCCGCCGAACCCCAAAGCUGAGUGGGGUCCUGGAAUGCAUUUGUUCAAUUAUGGCAUUACACCCAUAACUCAUUUGAGAGGUAAAAUUGAUGUGUACGAUGGAGAAGUCGAGCUAAAGUUUGCUUUGGAGAAAAACGUGGAUCUUUUACAUCGACUAGUAUCUGAAGACGAAGAGGAGAUUGCUGAUCAUAUUCUCUGUGAAAUAGUUAAUGGAGUUGCUACGGUGCUUGUAAGACUCCCUAAAAAAGGUCAGUAUGCACUGCAAAUGUAUGCCAAGAACGACCCAAAUGACAACGAAUUCUCCAAUAUUUGCAAUUACAUGUUGAGAUGCAACGAGGACCUGGGUGUUGUAUACCCCUACCCAUCGGUGACAAACGACAAAGUUGGAUCAAUGGGGAAGUUCCGCUCGUUAGGUCUCCACUUUAUCGAAGAUGGCCCUGGAUAUCAAAGAAUCUCCACUACAGGCCAGUGUUCUUUUCAAAUUAAAAUCCCAGCCAAUAUUGAUUACUUCUGUAAGCUUAUUCACCAAUCAGAAAACACUUUCACUGACGUUUCUGAUUAUACAUACUAUUAUCGAAAUGGAGAUAUCGUAAGCUUCGCCAUAAGAUGUCCGUCACCUGGAUUUUACCGCUUUGAUCUAUUCGCCAAACUUAACUCAGAGGACGGUGGCUACCCAAAAGUAUUCUGUUCAGUUCUUGAAACUUUUUGGCCAAUGACUGAAUGCUUACCAUAUCCACAGAAAUAUUCAGCCUGUAAGGAUACAUACAAUAUCCUUUCACCAGCUGUAAAUCAAAUAGCAGAAGGUCAGAAUAUAAAGAUAGCCAUGGUCGUACCAAACGCUGAAUCUGUUGCUACAAUCGAAGACCAAAACUGGAUUUACUUAGAGAAAGGUGAAAAAGACAAAUGGACUGGGACCAUUGUUCCAAAAGCUUCUGGGAAUAUCAUUUCCAUAGCCGCCCGGCAGUCCAGUGCUGUGCGCUCCUUUGAGGCAUUAGUCUCCUUUGAGGUUGUUCCAUCUCAUGUUUUGAGAGAGGAGUUCCGCAAGCAAAGAGCAUCUCGUGAGAAUGCUGAACAGGAGUAUGUAGAGCAUCUCUCUCGCAAGAAACACCUGCAAAGCAUGCGCAAAGAUCGGUCAAUGAUUCAUAUGAUUCAACGAAUGGCAAAGAUGAAAUUACAGAAUUUGAAUGAGGACCACUUGAAGCUGAUGGAUCAGCAGUUGGAUAAUGAUGCUAUUCAACAACUGGACCAAUGCUUGCCUGAAGUACCAAAACAUUUAACGCAAAAUGGUACUGAAAACACUGUUCGUGAUGAGAGAGAUGUAACAUAUGGAGAUGUGUUAGAGAGUCAUAAUUAUGAAAGAAAUAUAAAUGGUGCCUUUGUUGAUUUUUUUAGUGAAGUCAAUGACAGGCAGUCAAAUGUAGCAAUACUUGACAAUGGACCUGUCAAUGGAAAUGAAAAUGACAAUUAUAAUCUAGGCAUGUCGCCGGUAAAAAUCAGACCAACCAUCAAAAAGCGAACACUUCCCAAAAUUGACAUAAAUUUAAAUGAGCUUGAUGGUGUUAAUGAGAGUGAUGAUGACAGUGAUGAAGACUAUGACAACAAUGUUGGCAAUCACUCGGACUAUCAUCUUAAUUUUGAUAAACAUGGUGUCAGACUGACGCCUAUUUCAGAAAAAGAAGAAGAAAUUGAUGAUUUCUUUAAAAGCGCUCUGACUCAGAACCGGAAUGGUCCUGAGUCUGAUGAAUCUGAAGAAAAUGUUGACAAUGUGAGACAGGCAGAAGAGAUAAUAGGAGCAGAGACUGUUGGACUGGUAAAUGCCUGUCCUUCUUUUGUGGAUGACAGCAAAGACAGUUUAGUUGAAAGACUAUCAGAACUACGAGGGAAAGAAGUAAAACCAAAGGUUCCUUUGAGAAUGAAAAGAAAUCUAGAAGAAAAAGUAAAAGAGGAAGAGAUUAUUGUAAGAGAAGAGCCAAAGAAACAAGAGGACCUUACAGAGAAACUGCUCCAACAAGUAGCUUCUAUUGAAAAAACAAUUGAAGAAGAUGAGAUUGCAAUUCAAAAUUUCCACCUUGGAGGAGCACCAGCCCAAAAAGACGAUCAACCCUUUCUCCGGCAUCGAACAACAGUGACAUUGUCAAAUUAUUCCACACCAAAUUUACCAGACAAAGAGAAAUCUCAUACAGCACCAGUAUCAGUGCAAACUCAAACAGACAAUGAAGAAAUCUCACUCACAGUGAUUUUGGAGAAUUUCAUUUAUAUUUUUGCGAUUUUUAGCCUUUUAUGGAAACUUGCAGGACUAUUAUUAAGUUUCGAAAAUACAAGCAGCUAGAAGUCAAGACUUAUACACGUUUUCUAAGUAUGCACAUGAAGACCUUUAGAAAGUAGGAAUUCAGGAUUUAAUUUGAAUUGUCUGUUGCUAGAUAUCUGCAGAAGAUAAGGAAAUAGUAACAAACAACUUGGCUGACCAAAAGAUUGAGAUUCAAAUGAUUUACUAAGUAUAAUUAAUAAUAUAUUGAUAUCUUCCAUUUUUUUUUUAAAUCCUUGCUCCCUUCCAACAUUUUUUCUGAUUCCUGUUUAUUAUAUUUCAUUGUUGGUUUAGUAAUUAUGUUAAAAUUUCACUUAUAAAAUCUGACAUUUAAUGGUUUCCACUUCCAGUUAUUUUUAUAUCACUUCACUUUCAUCACCAGUGCCCUUCAAUGUAUAAUUAUCAUACAUUGUCAUUUCCCUUUUGUCUCUGAAGCUGAAAUUGUGUCUUGGGAAGAAACUCAUAACUUAAAUUUUGUAAUAAGUCAAGCUAUAAGUAUAUGAAAAAAAUCACUUGUGAUACUGUUGUUUCAUCUUUUUUCGUUAUUACUUUUCUUCUUAUAAAAUAAUUUUGAAGUAGAAAAGUGUUGAUUCCCUUAUCUAAAAUACGCUUUUUCAGAUACUGAAAGUGUUCACAUUCAUCAGACACAAUGAAAUCUUGUAUUUACAUUUGCUUCCCUGAUUAAGAGUAAAAACUACUUUUUGAGAAUCAUAAAUGAUGUGUGUCUUCUAAUUACUUUUUUUUUUUUUUUUUUGGUUACUUUUACAGGUAAAAUUCUAAUCUAAUUGUUAUUCACAAAUCAGCAGCAAUGUAAUAUUUCUGCUUUUGUUUGUUUUUUGUAACCUUUCUCAUGAGCUGUAAUAAUAAUGUGCUUGUUUUCCUUUACUGAUUAACAUAAAAUUUAUUCAUUUUAUAAUUUCAACCAAGUGCCAAGAAAUCAAAAUAAUUUUAUAAUUUAGAAAUUUAUUAAAAUGUUUAUUUCCUUUAUAGUAAAUGUUAUAUAUCUUAAUUUGUGUCAGUUCAAGUUAAUUUUCUUUCAGAAUUUUAUUUUGGCAGUAUUUUAAACCUCUUGUCAAAAGGUGGUGUAAAUCUGAUAAUGUUAACAGAUCAUAGCAUGUCAAUUGUAAAAACCCUGUAUAGGAUACAUGAUGUCACUAAAAAAUGAUUAUAGAAAUACAUUUGUGACACUGUUAUUAAAAGUAAUCCCAGUUUGGGGACUGGGGUACAGAUGUUUGUUUAUCUUUCCUCAAAUUAAUCAUUACAUUAAAAAUUAUCACCUAAAUUGUAUAACUGUGUAAUAAUUUUUUGCAGUAAAUAACAAUUCCACACUCUGUC
Molecule: messenger RNA, 5931 nt
Organism: Octopus sinensis (East Asian common octopus)
Lineage: Eukaryota; Metazoa; Mollusca; Cephalopoda; Octopoda; Octopodidae
Exons: 9
Coding region: 1069-4620 (1183 amino acids)
Source: RefSeq, a predicted model, not a curated record